ACGGGUUUUCCUAGGGAUCCGAGGUGUGCUGCUGCUGCUGCUGCUGAGCCGGUGCCGGGGCUACGCCCGUGUGCCUGCUGUCUUCCUCGGGCUCCCCGGGGCUUGACCCCCGGGGCUCUCGGCAGGCGUCGGUGAAGAGCCUGCGGAGACAACCUGUGCUCCCACACCCGCCCUUUACAACUCUAUAUCACGACUCCGAGAAGGGGGAGAGAGAGGGGCUGUCGCGACUCCGUGCCGUGUGUCGCCGGGCGGGGCCGCGGGGCCGGGGCUCCUCUAGCCCCCGGGAUGCGCGCGCGAGCCCUCGUCUCCACUUCCUUGUUGCCACUGCCACGACUGGAGCCGCCUCUCUCCGACAGCGGGGAGCGCAAGUGCGCCGGCCAGCCCCCCCGUCGAGCCCCCUGGCCGGGCGCCUCCGGGAAUGUGAGCCGCGCGGCUUGCACGCUUCUCCGGCCAUGGAUGCAUCAUAUGAUGGUACUGAGGUAACUGUCGUGAUGGAGGAAAUUGAGGAAGCCUACUGUUACACCUCCCCUGGGCCACCCAAGAAGAAGAAAAAGUAUAAAAUACAUGGAGAAAAGGCCAAGAAACCCAGGUCUGCUUACCUUCUGUACUAUUACGACAUCUACCUGAAAGUGCAGCAGGAGCUCCCCCACCUCCCUCAAUCUGAGAUCAAUAAGAAGAUUAGUGAGAGUUGGAGGCUUCUCAGUGUGGCCGAGAGGAGUUACUACUUGGAGAAAGCCAAACUAGAGAAAGAAGGUUUGGAUCCUAACUCUAAACUCUCUGCACUGACCGCUGUGGUUCCGGACAUCCCAGGUUUCCGCAAGAUCCUCCCUCGCUCAGAUUAUAUCAUCAUCCCCAAGAGCAGCCUGCAGGAGGAGCGGAGCUGCUCUCAGCUAGAGCUGUGUGUGGCCCAGAACCAAAUGUCCCCUAAAGGACCAUCCCUUGUGUCCAACACUGCCCUGGAGACAGUGCCCAGCCAUGCAGGCAUGGCAGAACAAUGUCUGGCUGUGGAGGCCUUAGCUGAGGAUGUGGGAGCCCUUGCCCAGCCAGGUGCUGUACAGGAGAUCACCACCUCAGAGAUCCUCGGCCCGGAUGUGCUCCUAAAUGAGGCUUCCCUGGAGGUAGGGGAGAGCCACCAACCUUACCAGACAAGCCUGGUAAUUGAAGAGACCUUAGUGAACGGCUCACCAGACCUCCCCACUGGAAGCCUGGCUGUGCCCCACCCCCAGGUUGGGGAGAGCAUGUCAGUGGUAACAGUCAUGAGGGAUUCCAGUGAGAUUAGCUCCUCUGCGCCAGCAGCACAAUUCAUCAUGUUGCCUCUUCCUGCCUACUCGGUUGUGGAGAACCCCACCUCCAUCAAACUGACUACUACGUACACCCGACGGGGCCAUGGGACAUGCACCAGCCCAGGCUGCUCCUUCACAUAUGUCACCAGGCACAAACCACCUAAGUGCCCUACCUGUGGUAACUUCCUAGGAGGGAAGUGGAUCCCAAAGGAAAAGCCAGCCAAAGUCAAAGUGGAAUUGACUUCUGGAGUCUCCUCCAAAGGCUCUGUGGUUAAAAGAAAUCAGCAGCCUCUCACCUCCGAGCAAAAUUCUGCUAAGGAAAACUCUUCCAAACUGACUCUGGAGAACUCAGAAGCUGUAAGCCAGCUCCUAAGUAUAGCUCCUCAAAGAGACGUGGGUGAGGAGAAUGAGUGGGAGGAAGUGAUCAUCUCAGAUGCCCAUGUUUUGGUCAAGGAAACUCCUGGGAAUCGUGGUACAGCAGUCAUUAAGAAGCCAGUGGUCAAGAGUGGUGUGCAGCGUGAGGUCUCUCUGGGGACAGCUGAGAAUGACAGUCCUGGACUAGACGUGCCACCACCAGCUGAGGGGACCAGCACCUCCAAUUCACUCCCUGCUCCUAAAAAGCCUACAGGAGUUGAUCUGCUUAUUUCUGUGCCCAGAGCCCCAGAGCUUAAAGGCAGAGCACGGGGCAAGCCCUCGUUACUGGCUGCAGCAAGACCCAUGAGAGCAAUUCUUCCAGCCCCAGCUAACGUGGGUCGAGGCAGCAGCAUGGGACUGCCCAGGGCCAGGCAGGCCUUUCCCCUGAGUGAUAAGACUCCCUCUGUGAGGACUUGUGGCCUGAAGCCAAGCACGCUGAAGCAGCUGGGCCAGCCCAUCCAACAGCCAUCUAGCACUGGUGAGGUGAAGCUACCAAAUGGCCCAGCCAACAGGACAUCUCAGGUGAAAGUUGUAGAGGUCAAGCCUGAUAUGUUUCCUCCAUAUAAGUAUAGCUGCACCGUCACACUGGAUUUGGGCCUGGCUACAUCAAGAGGUCGGGGAAAGUGCAAGAAUCCCUCUUGUAGCUAUGUCUACACCAAUCGGCAUAAACCGCGGAUUUGUCCCAGCUGUGGUUUUAACCUUGCCAAAGACCGGACUGAGAAAACCACCAAGGUUCUCGAGGCGAGCUCACCACUCUCGGAUGUGCUGAGUGCCACAGAGCCCCUGAGCACAGCCCAGAGGGAGAUCCAGCGCCAGUCAACGCUGCAGCUGCUGCGCAAAGUCCUGCAGAUUCCUGAGAAUGAGUCAGAGCUGGCUGAGGUCUUCGCCUUGAUUCAUGAACUCAAUAGCUCUCGACUUGUCCUGUCCAACGUGAGUGAGGAGACAGUCACCAUCGAGCAAACUUCUUGGUCGAAUUAUUAUGAGUGUCCAUCCACGCAGUGCCUUCUCUGUAGCAGCCCAUUGUUCAAAGGGGGACAAAACUCCCUGGCCGGGCCCCAGGAGUGCUGGCUGCUGACAGCCAGCUGGCUGCAGGUGGUGACUGCCCAGGUGAAGAUGUGUCUGAAUCCCCAUUGUUUGGCCCUGCACAGCUUCAUGGACAUCUAUACAGGUCUCUUUAAUGUGGGAAACAAGCUACUAGUGAGCCUGGACUUGCUUUUUGCAAUCCGAAACCAGAUCAAGCUGGGAGAGGACCCCAGAGUAUCCAUCAGCACUCUUCUGAAGUCAGUGCAGGAUCAGACAGAGAAGACUCUUACCUCAGAGGAGCUGAGCCAGCUGCAGGAGCUGCUGUGCAAUGGCUAUUGGGCUUUUGAGUGCCUCACUGUCCGAGACUACAAUGACAUGAUCUGUGGCAUCUGUGGUGUGGCCCCCAAAGUGGAAGUUGCCCAGAGGAGUGAAGAAAACGUGCUGGCACUAAAGAGUGUGGAGUUCACCUGGCCUGACUUCUUGGCCUCUAGUGAGGUAAAUGUGGAGGACUUUUGGGCCACGAUGGAGACAGAAGUGAUUGAGCAGGUGGCCUUCCCCGCCAGCAUCCCUAUCACCAAGUUUGAUGCCUCUGUUAUUGCCCCCUUCUUCCCACCACUCAUGAGAGGAGCUGUGGUCGUCAACACUGAGAAAGACAAAAACCUGGAUGUGCAGCCAGUACCUGGCAAUGGCGGUGCCUUGGUACGGCUGCUCCAGGAGGGUGCCUGCAAGCUUGAGGAGAUCGGCUCCUACAGCGAGGAGGCGUUGCACUGCCUGCUGAAGCAGUGUGGCAUCCCCUUCGGGGCAGAAGACUCCAAGGACCAGCUCUGCUUCUCCUUGUUGGCCCUCUACGAAUCUGUUCAGAAUGGAGCCAGAGCUCGACAGCCCCCACCUCAUCUCACAGGGGGUAAAAUCUACAAGAUGUGCCCCCAUCAGGUGGUGUGCGGCUCCAAGUAUCUUGUGCGGGGCGAGAGUGCCCUUGACCAUGUGGAUCUGCUCGUCUCCUCCCGCCAUUGGCCUCCUGUGUAUGUGGUCGACAUGGCCACACCAGUGGCCCUGUGUGCUGACCUCUGCUACCCAGAGCUGACCAACCAGAUGUGGGGGAGGAAUCAGGGCUGUUUCUCUAGCCCCACGGAGCCGCCUGUGAGCGUGUCCUGCCCAGAACUCUUGGACCAGCAUUAUACGGUGGACAUGAUGGAGGCUGAGCACUCUGUCCAGCACCCGGUCACCAAGACCACCACACGGCGCAUCGUCCAUGCAGGCACACAGCCCAGUCCUGGCGACCCCAGUGCUGGGCACCACUCCUUGGCCCUGUGUCCUGAGCUGGCGCCCUACGCAGCCAUCCUGUCCUCCUUCGCAGACAGCAAACCAAACAGCGUCCGCCAGCGGCCCAUUGCCUUUGACAAUGCCACCCACUAUUACCUCUACAACCGCCUCAUGGACUUCCUUACCAGUCGCGAGAUUGUCAACCGGCAGAUCCAUGACAUUGUGCAGAGCUGCCAGCCUGGCGAGGUGGUCAUCCGAGACACCCUCUACCGCCUCGGGGUUGCUCAGAUCAAGACGGAGACGGAGGAGGACGCUGAGGAAGAGGAGGUGGCCACAGCCGCAGAGUAAGCCGGGCUCUUGCGCAGGGACCGCACCAUCUCUCUCAAGCCAUAGUAAGGCCCUUGCCCGAGACAGAUCCAUCCAGGUGACCAGCCUCUGAUGCUGGGACUGACCAAAGAGCUUCCAUUUCCUGAGCAUGGUGGAGCCCAGGGGUCCUUGGUUCUCAACCUUCUGGGGGUUGGGAGAGGCACCAGGACACUCUUUACUAGCCCCAAAAGAGCACUUGGGUGGCACCAUAUGUUCAAUAAAGGGGCAGGGAGGCUGAGAGAAGGCAGGUAGCUGCUGGCUUCCCAGGGGUGCCUGUGAAUCGGGGUGGAGGUCCUGGGUGGGCCAAGGCUGCUGAAGUUUCCCUUCCUACCUACCCAGGGACACCGUGUCCAGCCCCUGUGGCCUUUGACUUGGGGGGCUUCAUUAGCUCCAGGGGGUCCCCCUUUGGGCUCUUGAUUCUCCCAGAGGAGGAAUGCAUUCCCCUCCUAUUCUUCCUGCACCCAUAGCUGGGGGCAGCUGAGAAAGGGUGAGCCACAACUCUCUUCCAGGCCUAGCCUCCCUGCCCCAAGCUUUGAGGAAGAGGAUCCCCUUCCUGGUCACUGCUGCUGCAGCCUGCAUCCUCUCUGGACCCUCAUCACAGAGGGGAUGUGGCCCGUGAGCAUGACAUAACCUGGGGGCAGUAGGAAAAACUCCCUUCUGUGAAGGGUAAGCAGACUGGGCCGUAAGGAAACAGCAGGACUGGCUCAAGUGCCCAAAGUUUGCUUAGGGCACGGGAAUUGGCCGUGUUAUUUAAUUUAUUGAGAGGAGUGGAAUAGGUGGCUUUUUCCCCUCCCUCUUCCCCGACCAGAAUAAAGUUUAUUAAAUUAUAUGGUUUGGGUGCAACAAGAGUCAAUUCCAGCCUCAUCGUAUGCAGCUCAUUGUGGUUGGGCCCCAGAGGUGCUGGGGUUGGUCACUCACCGCAGAAG
Messenger RNA from Physeter macrocephalus (sperm whale), 5275 nucleotides. It is a transcript of the gene HMGXB3, whose product is annotated as HMG-box containing 3. The transcript is spliced from 20 exons. The record is from RefSeq and is a predicted model, not a curated record. The coding region runs from base 453 to 4331 and encodes 1292 amino acids. NCBI's taxonomy places the organism in Eukaryota, Metazoa, Chordata, Mammalia, Artiodactyla, Physeteridae.